Brassica oleracea var. oleracea is the source of this 950-nucleotide messenger RNA. Its product is annotated as RNA-dependent RNA polymerase 6-like. Gene Ontology annotation, cellular component: nuclear RNA-directed RNA polymerase complex. NCBI's taxonomy places the organism in Eukaryota, Viridiplantae, Streptophyta, Magnoliopsida, Brassicales, Brassicaceae. The transcript has a single exon. The annotation marks the transcript as partial. Gene Ontology annotation, biological process: siRNA processing. The record is from RefSeq and is a predicted model, not a curated record. Gene Ontology annotation, molecular function: RNA-directed RNA polymerase activity.
UCUGAUAGAUUUUUGCGCGUAACUUUCAUGGACGAAAGCAUGCAGACCAUGAACUCAAAUGUUCUUUCUUACUUUGUUGCUCCGAUUGUGAAGGACCUUACAUCAAGCUCUUUCUCUCAGAAGACCCACGUUUUCAAAAGAGUCAAGACCAUAUUAACCGAUGGGUUUAAACUAUGUGGUAGAAGAUACAGUUUUCUAGCAUUCUCGGCCAAUCAGCUCAGAGACCGCUCUGCAUGGUUUUUCGCUGAAGACGGGAAAACAAGAGUGUCGGAUAUAAAGACAUGGAUGGGGAAGUUCAAAGACAAGAAUGUGGCAAAAUGCGCUGCUAGGAUGGGCCUGUGCUUCUCCUCCACAUACGCCACUGUAGAUGUCAUGCCUCACGAGGUUGACACCGAGCUUCCAGAAAUAGAGAGAAAUGGGUAUACUUUCUCUGAUGGAAUUGGUACAAUCACACCUGACCUCGCUUUAGAAAUAAUGGAGAAACUUAAGUUGGAUUCGCACUGCAGCCCUUGUGCUUACCAGAUACGUUACGCCGGUUUCAAAGGAGUUGUUGCUCGUUGGCCAUCAAAAGAUGAUGGGAUCCGGUUAGCCCUUCGACACAGUAUGGAUAAGUUCCACUCUAAGCAUACAAUCUUGGAGAUCUGUUCAUGGACCAGGUUUCAACCUGGGUUCUUAAACCGGCAGAUAAUUACCCUCUUAUCUGUGCUUGGUGUUCCAGACGAAAUAUUCUGGGAUAUGCAGGAAACUAUGCUCUGUAAACUGAACCGCAUCCUUGAUGACACCGAUGUCGCAUUUGAAGUUCUUACAGCAUCAUGUGCUGAACAGGGAAACACUGCAGCUAUCAUGCUAAGUGCAGGAUUCAAACCAAAGACUGAGCCACAUCUACGAGGAAUGCUGUCUUCAGUCAGGAUUGCACAACUCUGGGGUCUCAGAGAAAAAUCUCGUAUUUU